This is a messenger RNA of Rodentolepis nana, 885 nucleotides long. The record is from the annotation of a GenBank genome assembly. NCBI's taxonomy places the organism in Eukaryota, Metazoa, Platyhelminthes, Cestoda, Cyclophyllidea, Hymenolepididae.
AUGAGCUCAUCCUCAACAGGCAAAGAAAUUUUAGUCGACACAGAAAAAAUUAAGAAUUCCUUUUGGGACAUAGCGAAAACUUUGUACCCCGAAAUAACAGAAUGCCUUGAAAAAUGUUUAGAAAAGGAAGAAAACGAAAAACCAACUCAACCAGAAGAGCCAGGAAAGCCAGAUGAAGAAAACCCAGACAAGCCAGGCGAGGAGAAUCCGACUGAUCCUGGAGAGGAGAUUCCAGAUGGUCCACAAAUUGAAGAGCCACAACUUCCAGAUGAAGAGGACCCAAAUGAUAAAAAUGAGGAGAUUCCAGACGGUCCACAGAUAGAUGAGCCACUACCUCCAGCUGCAGAGAUUCCUGGUGAACCUGAUGAGGAGAUUCCCGACGGUCCACAGAUAGAUGAGCCACUACCUCCAGAUGAAGAGAAUCCUGAUGAACCAGAAGAAGAAAAUCCAGAAGAACCUGGUGAAGAGAAGCCAGAGAAUCCUGAUGUAGAGAAACCAGAGGAACCUGAUGAAGAAAAUCCAGAAAAGCCUGGUGAGGAAAAACCAGAAGAACCUGGUGAAGAGAAGCCAGAGAAACCUGAUGAAGAGAAACCAGAGGAACCUGGUGAAGAAAAUCCAGAAAAGCCUGGUGAGGAAAAACCAGAAGAACCUGGUGAAGAGAAGCCAGAGAAUCCUGAUGAAGAGAAACCCGAAGAACCUGAUGAAGAUAAACCAGAGGAACCAGGUGAGGAAAAUCCAGAAGAGCCUGGUGAAGGGAAACCAGAUGACUCUGAAGAAGAGGAACCAAUUGCUAAACCUCCUUUCUAUUAUCUCUACGAUUUGAUCAAGUACCUCUACCCAGAAUAUUCAAAAUGCCUUGACCAUAUUGUUCGAGAUGAAAAUUAA